Messenger RNA from Wyeomyia smithii (pitcher-plant mosquito), 2713 nucleotides. Its product is annotated as oocyte zinc finger protein XlCOF26-like. Gene Ontology annotation, biological process: regulation of transcription by RNA polymerase II. The transcript is spliced from 2 exons. NCBI's taxonomy places the organism in Eukaryota, Metazoa, Arthropoda, Insecta, Diptera, Culicidae. The coding region runs from base 1231 to 2271 and encodes 346 amino acids. Gene Ontology annotation, cellular component: nucleus. The record is from RefSeq and is a predicted model, not a curated record. Gene Ontology annotation, molecular function: DNA-binding transcription factor activity, RNA polymerase II-specific; RNA polymerase II transcription regulatory region sequence-specific DNA binding.
CAUCCAUGUUUGACAGACUUUUACUGAAUUUCCAGCAAUUUUCAAAGCGUUGCCGAAUAUUCAGCAAUGUCGGCCGCCGCACAUUUUGACAGUACUUUGCUGAUAGAAUUCAGCAAAGGUCCGUCAGAUUACUGAAAUAUCAGUUGAGUGGGAAUUCUUUAUAUGGGUUUGAAAACACGUUUAAAAUUGAUCUUUUCUUAAGAUUUAUUUCAUCUUACCCUUAUUGCACAAAUAUGAGCAUUUUUAUUGUAAAAUGUGCCGCCAAAGUCCAUUCAAUGGCCGAGGAACAUAUGCCAAUGCCCUCUACCGUACAGUGAACUGAAAAAAAGAAGAUUAAUUGACUUCUAUUCACCAAAUAGUUCAUGUUCUACAGCACUCCCUCGAGCUCCGGAUCCACUUACAAAAUAAUUUUCUUCCCGGCAAAUCUUUACGCGUAAUAACCAAAUUGAUAACAAACUAUUUUUUUCAUUUUGACAGCCGCAAUGCAUGUCAGUCGAUGACAGAUACCGAAUAUUUAGCAAUGGAAGCAAAUGCUGAAUUUCCAGUACACUGUUAGAUAGCUUAAACACAUACAUAAGACAUACGUAACACUCAGGAAGAAAUCUUCCAAAAAAGUUGGUACAAAAUGAACUACUCGAAAGUACCAACCUCUGUAAAAAAAACCUCUGUUUGAGUUGUUUUUGAAGGCAGUGUACCUGCGCAGCCCUGCAUUUGUCUCGUUCCUACUCGAAAAAUGCUGCAUUGAUUUUGUAAAUAACUUUUUGACAGUUCCUUAUGGGAUUUUCUUUGGGACUCGAUAAGGCCGAGAAAAAGAAAAUUCAUUUUGUUCAUUAUUUAUCGAGCAGUUUGACAGGGCGAGGUACGGAGUACUAUGGGGCAACGUGUACCAGAAAAAAACGCCAGUGUUACGUAUGUCUUAUGUAUGUGGCUUAAAUUUCAGUAUACGGUUUUUAUUGUUGAAAUUCAGUAAAGAUUACUGAAUUUGGUCCUCGGGAGUUUGGCGUGUAACCUUAACUAUUUUUACCGUUUUCACGAAUCGACAUGUAAAUUCAUUUCAGCGUGCACUGUCACCGGUCGUACAAGAAUACAAAGGGAAAAGACGGAAAACAUACAGGCAAAAUUUUUAAAAAAUAGUAAAACAUUAAAUUAUCUCAGUACAAAUCACUUGAAUUUAAAAUAUGUUUCAUCUUGGUUACUGUGAAUAACUGUGCUUUAUCGAAGUGCAUUGAAAUGAAAAUGAAAAAUGAGCCCACUUCAACGAUGGGGAAGAAAGACGUUACGAUAAAGGUAGAGGAGAUCACGAUAUCCGAUAUGCUGGAAACGGUAUCGGUGCAAACAAGCACUAAUAAUGACGACCAUUCCGGUGAGCCGGCAGCAAUGACAACAGUUCCACCAAAGGGUCCAAAUGUUGUGAAACCAAUAAUAAGCAGCGUGGUUAAAUUGGAAACGCCGACAUCUGAAACUGCAUUGGUUGAUGGAAAAUUUGCCGGCUUCAAUUCCAGUGAUGCGAAGGAAUUGGAGACGAUUUCUACCGCCGUUGACGCUGACAGCUGUAAUAUCUGUGGCAAGCACUACGAUAACAAAAAAUCAUUGCGGAACCACUUCUAUCGUCACAAGCCAAAUGAAUAUGAGUGCGAUAUUUGCAGCAAAAAAUAUUACGACAAAUGCGCACUGAAGCGACACAUGAGAAUCCACAGCAACGAAACAAAUAGAAAAAAACGUCAUCUCGAGGUCCACACGAAAGUCCACAACGGCAAGCGACUGUUCGAAUGUGAAAUAUGCAGCAAAAAAUUCGUCAAAUUUAGCGUACUGAACUAUCACAUGACGAUUCACACCGGGAAUGAGCAAUUCGGAUGUGAAGUGUGUGGUAAACGCUUCUCUCUGAAAGGAAAUCUUACAUUACAUCGGAGAACGCACAGUACUGAUCGCCCGCACAGUUGCACAAUUUGCAAAAAGGAUUUCAUAUUCCGACACAAACUGAAAAUCCACAUGGCUACUCACACAGACAAGCGACUUUUCAAGUGCGAAAUCUGUGGCGCCUCAUUGAAAACUCCACAAACCCUUGAAAAACACUUGCAAUCACACAGCUUACCGCAUCUCCACCAGUGUGCGAUUUGUGGGAAAGAAUUCCCAUACCGUCAUCGGCUGGUAUUGCACAUGGCCACCCACACAGUGGAGCGUCCCUUCAAAUGUGAUAUCUGUGGUUCAUCGUACAAGUCGCUCAAUGCACUGAAGGCACACCAAAAGAGACGCACCUGUACCCCCGCGUAGUCUCUCUUGAAUGUGAUCAAUGCGGGAAACAGUUCGCCACCCGUCACGGUCUCGGGUCUCACAGGAAGAUUGAUUAAAAUAUGAAUUGGAAGAAGCUUCGUAAUUGAUGAUUGGCUUGUCAAAAAUUCAACCACCAAAAAUAAAUAUAACAAACCGUGGAUUGCCUUCUUUUGGUCAUGCUGUCAUCCUGGAAUGCAGUUUUCAAAUUCUUCCAAUUUACUUGCUUGAUCCUGAGGUAGAUGUAAGGAAGUGCAGCUGUGACUGUGCACUUAAUAAGAAAAACAUGUCUGAUUUGUAGCAACUGUUAGAGUGGAUUUUAUUUGCGUUAGUUAAUGAAUAUUUUUUGUAUGUAACGAAUCGACUAAGACCAUUUGUAUCACUUAUCAAUUUUCGUUUGUUAUUAAUUUUCGCCUUAGAUGCUUUUGCGUUUUUUCGUGCGCCC